CAGAUAUGGGGUUCGAUUGGCUGGAAGGGCUAGACCACGCCCCUCUUAGUGGUGGACAUUAUUUACAUGUUGAGCCUCAAAAUACAGUAAGACAUGAAGACAAGCGGCGGUGGCUAUCAUACACCCUUUGAACUGACCACCUAAGAAAUAUAAUGUCCUUGUAUUCAGACUGAGGCAGGGGCAUGUCUCUCAGAUCUAAAUUCUGUCAGGUGGAGCAGCAGGGAGAGACCCAGGGGAGACUAGAGACAGGUAUUGUGGACCAUGUUAUUCACAUACCUCUGACAUCGGAUGUGCAAUAUAGCUCGAGUGGGUUUGAGGCGCCGCGGCCAAAUGCCUUAUUUACUGAUGCUAGAUCCUUUGGAUCGUACGCUGAAGCCGAGGACUGCAUUAUGCACGGUCAGUUUACGAGUCCUGUAUACUCAAGAAGCGCGUCGUUCUGCCUUAAGGAAUCUUGCCUCCACAGUACAGACGAAGAACAACCGUACGUGCAGAGCGGGAAAAGUUUACUCACUUACGAUAGUUACCAAAAUUUUACUCCGCCUCACGGGAGUUGUUUAAUAACACUUCGGUCAGAGAACACGGGGUGUGCAGUUAACGGAUUCGACUGGAUGAAAACAAAAAGAAACAAUUCUAAAAGAUGUUCUUGCGGCUUAACUACAGCAACAGCUCGCACCAGUUUCACUACCGGACAGGUGACAGAACUGGAGAAAGAGUUUCACUUUAAUAAGUACAUCGGAAGGCACAGAAGAGCCGAGAUGGCGAGCGCGCUGCAUCUGAGCGAGUCGCAAGUGAAGGUCUGGUUCCAGAACAGAAGAAUGAAGCAGAAGAAGCGGGAGAAGGAGGAGGGCCUUGUCCCGAUUACGCGCUCUACAGAACUGCACUCUUCCUCCACAGGCUCCCAGCCUGCUCACCUCCCCUGCUACUCGUGCUAUCAUAAAAGUGCCUCUACGCGAAAACUCACAUAGCCUGGGUAUCUGUGGCAAAUACCCAAAGGUGCUCAGAUGAUUGUUUGCACUAUUUAUAAGUAAACUGACUAAUAAUAAUAAUAAUAAUAAUAAUAAUAAUAAUAAUAAUAAUGAUGAUGAUGAUGAUGAUGAUUAUCAUCAUAAUAUACAUUUUUACGUUGUAUUAGCAAUCUCUCAAAAGCGGGACCCUAUUGCUAGUUUGCCAAAUAUGUCAAAUGUAAAUUUCAGUGCCUUUAAAAGCCUACAUUGUCUAAUUCUCAAUUUUUUCUAAGGACCCUGAAUAUGUAUUUUAGUUAUGUUAAGUUCUUAUAUAACUAUAACUGUGUCUUAAGAAAAGAUUGUCUAUGUUUAAAUUAUUAACAUGCAAUGUAUAUCUGAACUAACACUAUUGUCAUAAAAAAUAUAAAUUAUACUUCUAUUGAUUGUACAA
This is a messenger RNA of Ictalurus punctatus (channel catfish), 1395 nucleotides long. RefSeq names its product homeobox protein Hox-A1. Gene Ontology annotation, biological process: regulation of transcription by RNA polymerase II. The transcript is spliced from 2 exons. Gene Ontology annotation, molecular function: DNA-binding transcription factor activity, RNA polymerase II-specific; RNA polymerase II cis-regulatory region sequence-specific DNA binding. Gene Ontology annotation, cellular component: nucleus. Lineage: Eukaryota; Metazoa; Chordata; Actinopteri; Siluriformes; Ictaluridae. The coding region runs from base 183 to 965 and encodes 260 amino acids. The record is from RefSeq and is a predicted model, not a curated record.